CGGAGCAACCCGUGGUGUAGGUGGGGACUGCUGACCCCCCUCCCUGGGGCCCUCUCAGACACUGUGAACACUUUUGCUGAAGUGACGGGAAAGAGAAAGUUGUUCCUCUGCAAAGGCGCUGACCCUUGGCCAGGGCUGCUCUGUAAUUCCCACAGUUCGGGGCUUUCCAGCGUUGGAUACACCCAGCGCGACGCCUGAGCAGAUCCCGUGUCUCCCACCCGAGGGAUGGCGGGCAGGAGCCAGGACCGGAGCCUGCGGGAGGAGCUGACAUGUGCCAUCUGCUGUGAGCUCUUCAGCGAGCCCGUCAUGCUGGACUGCAUGCACCACUUCUGCAAGGGCUGCAUCCAGGGCUACUGGGACAGCUGUGCCCGCGUCCCCUCCUGCCCCCAGUGCCGCCGGGAGUUCCCCAGCCGGGCGUUCCGCACGCAUUACCUGCUGGCAGGGCUGGUGGAGAAGGUGCGGCUCUGCGGCUCUGCCCAGCACCAGCAGAAGAUGCAGAAACACCUGGAAGAUGCUUUGCAAGCUCGUCAGAAGGAGAUGGAGAAGUUCUUGCAGAGGAAGCGUGUGGUGCAGGAGGAGAUCUGUGGCCUCACGAAGGUGUUUGGUGAGCUGAACUUCAAGAUCCGGGCCGAGUUUGCUCGCCUUCAUGAGAUCCUGGAGGAAGAGGAGAGAGCUGUGCUGGCAGAUCUGGGCAAGAAGGAGGAGCAGGCACUGGCACGGCUGCACGGGCACGUCGGGCGGCUGGAGGAGGGGAUGGCAGCCCUGCAGAGGGACAUCGAGCAUGUUGAGCAGACCCUGGGCAAGAUGGAAGAAGUGUCCUUGCUGGAGGUGGAGAGCCUGGAUAUCAGGCCCUCGGUGCGUGUGGAGACCCAGCCUGCCUUGGACCUGCAGUACUACAGGGACAGCCACAGCGGCCCCUUGCAGUACACCUUCUGGAGACGGAUGCUGCGCUCCAUCUCCCCCGCUCCUGCCCCACUCACCUUUGACCCUGAGUCAGCCCACCCCAACCUGAUCUUCUCCAGAGACCUGACAGCAGUGACAGAGAGGAAUCAAGCCCAGCCUGUCCCCAGCAGCCCCCGGCGCUUCCGUCAGUGCGUCAACGUCCUGGGCUCGCAGGCCUUCGACAGCGGCCGGCACUACUGGGAGGUCUGGGUGGGCAGCAAAACCAAGUGGGACCUGGGAGUGGCUGCUGAGACUGUAGACCGGGCAGCGAAGGUCAAGCUGUGCCCGGAGAACGGCUACUGGACGCUCCGCCUGCGGAACAGGACGGAAUACUGGGCCACCGCCACCCCCUGGGUGCGCCUGACCCCCCGCCACCCCCUGCGGAAAGUGGGGGUCUUCCUGGACUGCGAGGAGGGCACCGUCACCUUCUUCGACGCCAGGGACAUGUCCCACCUCUUCACCUUCCACCAGGUCUCUGCAGAGAGAUACUGCCCCUUCUUCAGCACCUGCUUCAGUGACGGCAGGGACAACAUGGAGCCCAUGCGCCUCUGCCACCUGGCCCUGUGAGGGAUGGGCCUGGCUCCUGCCUGGGGCCGUGCUGGGGGCCAGUUGUGCACACACAGACCUACCUGAUGGGUGUUGGAGGGGCUGUUUUGUUUUCAGUUUUGGGAGGAAGGAGAGGGAUGGAUCUCUUUGCAGUUCCCAUUUGCCCUCCUUUCCCUCGGGCAUGGGCUGUGGCUGCCACCAGGCAUUCCCAGAGGUUCCUGGCACCCCUUGGAAGAAGAACCUCCCAUGCCUGAGCAUGGCACGGUACAGUAAUGGCAGCCACGGGGCUGCAGCGGAGGUGGCCACGGGCUCCUGGCAUCUCCUCUCCCUUUGUGCUCCCACCCGUUUGGAGGAGGGUCCUGGUCCCGGAGCACCAUCAGGUGCCUCUUGACACUCAAUUCCACAUCCCGGCCUUAGGCUUCCUCUGCUGGAGGAGCUUCCCGGGCAAGGGCUCCGGGCCGGCAGCAGAGGGAGCUCCGUGCCCAGCGUGGGACCUGCUGCAGCCCGGGGACUGCUGCGCUGCCUCCCCUCGACUCUGUCACUAAUAAAGCUCGUU
Empidonax traillii (willow flycatcher) is the source of this 2044-nucleotide messenger RNA. RefSeq names its product zinc-binding protein A33-like. The transcript is spliced from 8 exons. The coding region runs from base 226 to 1509 and encodes 427 amino acids. NCBI's taxonomy places the organism in Eukaryota, Metazoa, Chordata, Aves, Passeriformes, Tyrannidae. The record is from RefSeq and is a predicted model, not a curated record. Gene Ontology annotation, molecular function: metal ion binding; protein binding.